Molecule: messenger RNA, 2616 nt
Organism: Nematocida major
Lineage: Eukaryota; Fungi; Microsporidia
Product: coatomer subunit beta
Exons: 1
Coding region: 1-2616 (871 amino acids)
Biological process (GO): intracellular protein transport; endoplasmic reticulum to Golgi vesicle-mediated transport; intra-Golgi vesicle-mediated transport
Cellular component (GO): COPI vesicle coat; cytoplasm
Molecular function (GO): structural molecule activity
Source: RefSeq, a predicted model, not a curated record
AUGUCUACAACCUGCGGCCGUGCACUAUAUGCGUCCAGAGACUUGGAUGGGGUUCGAAGCAAGGACUCUCUGAAGAUGCUGCUCACGCGAGGAACAGACGAGAACAAAAUAGACGCUUUGUGGCAGAUAAUAAAGGAAACAGGAAUGGGCGUAAACCACGAAAGUCUGCUCAUGACGCUUACCAUGGUCAUUCCAAACAGCAAAGACAAGAAGCUUAUUCAAAUGUUCUAUCUGUACAUGGAAAAUAUAGCGAUAGAAGACGCGGAGGGAAACAUCCGGGACGAAGUUCUUAUGCUGUGCAACAUGAUUCGGGGGCAUCUGGCGCACCCCAACGAGUACGUGCGGGCCCGAGCCAUUCGGGCUGUUGGAAAGUUCAGAAGUGCCUCGAUUUUUGACGUUUUGAAGGUGCCCUUCGUGGAGAACAUAUCGUACUCAAACCCUUUUGUGAGGAGCGCAAUAUACAUAGCACUGCGCUCGCUUCUGAAGAGCAGGGAGCUUUCCAGCGUCUUUUCCGACGUUAUUCCUGCCCUGCGGGAGCAGCUGCUCAAGGAGGGAGACCCCGUGUGCCUCUCCGAGGGGUAUAAAACCGUGGAGGAGGUUGACAAGGCGUGCGCUUUGGAGAUAUACGAGAAAAUGAAGGAUACUGCGCACGAGUGCCUGCAGGAGUGCUUCAUUCGGAGCGCGGAGGCAGCUGGGGACGCGCAGAGAGUCCUGGAGAUCUUUAAGGGAACGUCCUCCAGGAGAGUGGAGCUGCAGGCGGGCGUGGCUUUGGUCCGGAUCUCAGCGGAUCGCGAGGUUUUGAAGCCCGUCGUUGAGAAGCUCUUUGACAUGUCGAGCGAGUAUUUGGACGCGCACUCGAAGGAGAUGAUCAUAAACGCGUGCAAAAGAGCGUGGCGAAGCGGAAGGUUUUCCUUCGAGAAUAUGGCGAUACAGAUCGCGCAGAUGAUAACGCCGGCUCUUGCAAAGGUAAACGAGAGCCUGUCGCAGAGCAUUUUGGAAAUGGCCAUGGGCGUGCUUUCCGUCGUCGAGGCGCGAGAGCUUUUCGUCUUUUUGUGCCAGAACAUGCAAAGUCCCCCCGUAAACAGCCAGAGCAGUGCAGGACACUCCGGGAGCAAGGACAAAAUAUUCUUCAUGCGCGCACAGAAGGAGCUUCUCAAGAAGUACCGGAUGCACACGGAGGAGCAAGUCCAGAAAACAGUUGAGCUUCUGUGCUCGGGCGUGCCAGAACUCGCAAUGGAGGCUGCGGAGUUUCUGGACGUUUUUUUGUCCGUCGAGGGGAAGGGGAGCGCGCUUUCGAAAGUUGUAAAAACCAUCCCCGAAAUAAAAUUUGGAAAACUGCUCCGGAGGGUUUUUUCCCUGAUAGAAAAGCACGCGGAUGUGGGGGCAGCGAGAGACUCGGUCAGGGAGGUGCUGGGAGCCUUCUCUUCAGAGCACAGCGGCAUUCUUUCGGAGGCGAAAAGAAGCCCGCAGGAAACGGGCAAGAUUUUUCCGGGGGUUUCUGUCGCGUCUUUUCUCCUGCAGAUGUCCACGCACAUGCGCGAGUGCAAAGAACCUGAAAAAACGGAGUUUCAGGCAGAUGUUAUGGCGGCAGUGCUGAAGAUGUACGCCCUCGGGAAGAAGGCGGGGGCGCUUGACGAGCCUUCCAGGAUCUCUCUCCUGCGGCUGGCCUCUCUCGUCGGCGCAGACGGGGCAGAGAAAGCCCUGAAGGCAGUUGGAAGCGGGAAUUCCCCCGGAAAAGCCCUGCUGGAGUUUGCAGGGGAGGCCCAGCUGGACGUUUUGGCGCGCCCUGCAUUCUCCCUGAUACAGGAGAAGGGCACUCUCCUCAUGAAUGCAAGCCCGCUGAAGCGGUUUGUGCGCACGGCAGAUGCUCCCUCUUUGAACAAGCUGAAGAGCGUGUUCCAGCUUACAUCCGCAGUCGAUCCGCUCUACUGCGAGUGCCAGAUCACAACCACGCGCACGGAGAUACUUCUGGACAUUCUUUUGGUGAACCAGACAGAUGCUCUUUUGGAGACCGUUGAGUUUGACUUUGUCUCCAGCCCGAAUAUACGAAUACUCGGAGCAGUGACUCUCGACAAGCUUCGCCCGUAUAUGAUGCGCACGCUGAAGGUAACGCUUCUCAUGGAGGAGGCAGACUCCGGGUACAUCGGAGGAACAAUCACCGCAGGGCGUAUUGGGAGAGACGACUACUUCCUGCAGAACAUGCAGGAAAUCCGGUUCAACCUCUCAGACAUGCUCCACAGAAAGAGCAUCACCCGCGAGGAGUUCCGGGAGAAGUGGCCGGUUUUGCUGUGGGAGAAUCUGUACACGAUCACGCUAACGGACCCACUGCUCACGCCGAGCGGAGUGAUUGAAAAGAUCCAGGGGGAGAUAGAGGGCAGCGAAGUCGAAAGCAGGGCAGCAUACGAAGAAGAGAGCGGGGCGCAGAAGAAGGGCAUACUUGUGCGCAAUAUAUAUGCCGAAACAGCACAGGGAACAGAGAUAUACAUAAAUGCAACAGCCCUGGCGGAGAAGGGAAAGGGGCUUACAGCCACCUUUAGAAUACGCGGAGAAAAGUGCCGCGUUGUAAAGUCUCUCUGCCAGCUCAUCUCGAAGAAGAUCAAGGCCUUGGCGCCCUAG